Messenger RNA from Prorocentrum cordatum, 896 nucleotides. The record is from the annotation of a GenBank genome assembly. Lineage: Eukaryota; Dinophyceae; Prorocentrales; Prorocentraceae.
AGGCCUCGUGGGCGUCGUGGGCUUCGCAGAGCGACGACGCGGAGGCCGACGAGCUGGAGGCCGAGUACGUUUGCGAGGAGAUCACCGACACGUCGGCCGCUGCAAUGUCGAGGAGGGCCUCCCGCUCGCGCAGUGCGAGCCGAGGUCCUUCGAGAAGGUCCAGGAUGGGGCCGACAACUGCGGUCUCGGCUUCUUCGCGCCCCAGACGUAUGUGGAGUGCAACUACAUGCAGUGCAGCGCUGAGCCCAUGAGCAUCGGCAUGUUCGGAGACAUGUGCGGUUACGCGAUGCCUCAGAUGCCGAUGGAGAUACCGGUGGUGCCAGUGCCGCAGGACAGAGCAAGCGGGCCGCACGCCGCUGCGGUCCGCGCCGGCCUUCACGCCUGCGUCGCUGAUGGCCCCCAUGGGGCUGCCGCAGCAGGGCCGCGUGUCCGCCAAGAGCGUCCCGAGCAAGCCCAGCUGCAAGUCGACGCGCCGCGUCGCCGAGAUCCCUGGCGCGGGGUCCACGUGGUGGUCCACCAUGUCGUACCAACGCGGCCCUGCGGACCCCCCGCGAGUGAAGGUGGGCCAGUGUGUGCUGGUGAGUGCCUGAGGGCAGGCACUCUGGCGCCAGGCGCCUCCUCUCCAUUGUUGGGCGGGGCUCGUGUUCACGCCAUCGCUCGUCGCCCGAACCACCACGCGUCCGCCAAGCAAGGGCCUCUCUCUCUCCCGCUCCAGUCUGCUUCCGCGGCCGCGCAGCCGGGCUGUGCAGAGCUGCACGUGGGUGUGUGCCAGCUCUGCCCUGCUGCCGGCGUGGCGGCGGCGUGGCCGAGCCGCAGCGCGAGCGAUUCGCCGACGGCUCCUCUUCUCCCUGCAGCCCUGCAGUUAUGCUCGACCUAGCCCUGCAGCCCAUCGCGCC